Molecule: messenger RNA, 1948 nt
Organism: Meleagris gallopavo (turkey)
Lineage: Eukaryota; Metazoa; Chordata; Aves; Galliformes; Phasianidae
Source: RefSeq, a predicted model, not a curated record
GAGCCUGCGGCCGUUAGUGACAGGGUGGGGCGCCAUGGUGCCGUUGCGGGUGUUGUUCGUGCUGCUUCUGCUGCGGCCGGAGAGAGGUUGCGCCCUGUGGAGGGAUAGAACUGCGGAAGAAAACUAUGAACUCUUUACUUCCAAGAAAGAUACCUUUGAGGAUGAAGAGCAGUAUUUGCCUGCUUCUGAUCCUUCUUAUUGUUUCACGUGCUAUUCAACAAUAGCUUCAGAAAUGGAAGGUGCAGAUCAACUCUUCUUAAAUGAGCACCAGUUAACUUUGUGGAUAUAUGAUCCUGAAAGUGCAGAUGCCUCUGAAUUGAAUCACACUGCAGUUUUUCCAUCAGAAGAAAAGUACAUUUGCAAGAUUUUCUCUUCAGUUAAUACUGCAGCAGUAACACAGAGUUCUCAGAUACUCAGCAAGAUGUUACGGAUUUGGGGACAGAAACCUGUUGUUCAGACCUAUUUCAAACAAAAAACAUACCGUUCUGAGAGGCUUCCAAAAUUCGGAUUAUGGGUAGCUGAUAUACCUGAAAUAUCUGAUGACAUCAUCAUAAAAAUAACUGGAGUAUUUCAGGAGUGCUUUGUUCAAAGUACUUCUUUUGUAGUUCCAAGGCCCAAGCAAUCAUUUCCUAGCAAGGAAAACGACAUCUCACUCUGUUCCCUUUGUAAUACUGAACUCUCUAUUAAAUGGUCUGCAUGUUUUCCAACAACAGCAGUUUUGUUAUCAAAUUUUGGAACUUUCUAUACAGACAAUGCAUUCAAAACGCACAUAGAAAUUAAAGUUCUCUCAGAUAUUUUGACCAAAGGCCUAAAUAGCAAUAUAAGUGUUGUGGCUCUGUCAGAUAAUGGAAUCUCAUUUUUAAUAAACAGCACUUGUUAUAAAAGAGAAGCCAGACAUGUUUUUAAAGUUGGAGCAGAACACAAGCUUCCUGAGAGUGAAAUAGUUGGAAUGCAUUCAAGAUGUUGGUGUUCAUCUGUCUAUCCAGUGCAGAGUGGAAAACAACUAAGUAUUUUGGCAGCAGGGAUGUCUGCUGAGCUGUAUGAUGGAUAUAAUGAAGCAUUCAAUAAAAUAGCAGAUACUGCGAGCUUAGUGAAGAUCAUCAGUGUUCCAAACACUGCUUCUUUAACUGUAACAACUGUUAGAUGUGACUCAGUCUCAUGUGAAGUGACAAUAUUACUUAUCUGCAAUGCCUGCAGCUCCUCCAGACAAUUUUUUCUGGCAUUUUAUAAUGAAGACAGACAACUCUGGGGCUUAGGAGAUUUUUACUUACCUGUUUCUCAAAGUUCUGCUAUGAGGAUGAUAUACAUAAAUUCAGCAUUAUUUUCUGGACUGCUGUGGGAUGAUGUGUUUACUACACCUAUGAAAAUAGCACGAAUAAUGGAUAUCUUCAUGUGUCUGCAUCAACACUACCAGAUAUGUCUGAUGGGAGCACCAUCCACCAGAUUAUUCUUGGAAUUUACAUUUUCUCAUCAAACUGACUAUAUUUUAGAAUCCAAUUAUACACAGGCAUUAGAAUUGACCAGUGGUGUUAUGUCAGCUGAACUGAAGCCUCGCGCUGUUGAAAAUGCACAUAAAUUACAGCAUCAGGUCUCUCACUUUUUUGUUGGCUGCUCUCCAGGAAGGCACACUGCUGUUAAGAUAUAUGAUAUUUAUGUUAGAAACGUUGAAGCAAAUUUUGUAUUGUGGGAGUUAAAAGGCAGAACUGACGAUGGGUACACUUCAUCCAUGAAAAAAAAUUACAGAUCCUGUUUUGAGCUUGAGAAGAGUUCAAAGGAAGGACUUGGAAGGAAUGAGCAGUACCAGAUUUUAAACAGCACUUCUCAAAACCACAUCGCUCAGCCUUUUAGUGAUGAUGCCACUUAUGUGUUCAGAGUGAGAACAUUAACUCGAAACUACAGGUUAUUGUCUUUUUUAAUGUUAAAAAAAAAAUUCACAAGCACUAAUUAA